Effrenium voratum is the source of this 372-nucleotide messenger RNA. NCBI's taxonomy places the organism in Eukaryota, Dinophyceae, Suessiales, Symbiodiniaceae. The record is from the annotation of a GenBank genome assembly.
AUGGCGGACGUGACGACGCAGAUCAACCAUUUGGACGCCCAGAAGAAGCUGCUGAUCGCGCUCCCCAACGUCUGCGAGAAGAAGAACAUGACCUUCAAGCAGACCUUGGAGCUGAUCGAGUCGGUGGGAACCUUUGGCGGGGACCAGCCGGAGCUGAAGGUCUUGGACUGGCGCGUACGGUGCCAGAAGGAGCUCGGGGAUAUCGUCUCCGAGCUCAUCAGGGAUAACAAGGAAGAGGAUCUAAACUUCGAGACUCUGCGGGACCUCUGUGGUAUGACCUUGGACUGGAGGAGACCUGUGGCGAGCGGCUCAUCAAGGAGGCUGCCAGGCUGUUCGAGGGCUCCAGCAUCCAGAGCCUCCUUCCGCUCUUAA